AUGUCGCGCUUCGGGCGCUCCGGGCAGCCGGAGAACCGCGACACUUUCUCCCUCCUCGUCCUCAACGUCUCCUUCCGCACUACGGCUGACGAUCUCUUCCCGCUCUUCGACCGCUACGGCGAGGUCGUCGACAUCUACAUCCCGCGCGACCGCAGGACUGGGGAUUCGCGAGGGUUCGCGUUCGUGAGGUACAAUUACGAGGAUGAGGCGCAGGAUGCCAUUGACGGGCUUGAUGGGAUGAGGUUUGAUGGGCGGGCGCUCAUGGUGCAGUUUGCCAAGUACGGGCCCAAUGCUGAAAAGAUCUUGGAUUGUUCAUCUGUUGAAGCAUCCCUGUGGUCUAGGUUGAUGUAUGUGUUCAAUGGAUGGAAAUCACUUCAGGGGCUUACUUGUGUCAUAGGGGUAGAAUUACAGAAGAAAAUCCAAAGCCAAGGGGUCGUUUCAGAAGCCGCAGUCCAAGACAGAGGUAUCGAGAGGAUUAUCGGGAUAGAGACUAUAGAAGGAGAAGCCGGAGCAGAAGUAGGGAGCGAUAUGAACAGGACAGGUACAGAGAUAAUGAUCACCGUCGCCAUAGGACUUGCAGUAUCAGUCCUGAUUAUGACAGGAAACAUAACAGACACAGUGGGUCUCCUGUUCGUAAAAGCCCCAGUCAUAGCAGAAGCCAUUCACCUCGUAGGGCACCUCAUGAAGGAACACCUAGCAAGCCCAGAGAUGGCCGCGCUGCAUGUUCGGGAAGCCCUUGACCCUAAGCUGAAUAUCACACAGCUUCUCACGGACAGCUUGAGGCAUCUAGACAGUUCUCAUCAUUUGUAUUUUCUUUCUUUUAACUGGUAUGUUACUAAGAUGGCCUUUGUUUCAGUUCAGGUUGAGUAG
Molecule: messenger RNA, 870 nt
Organism: Miscanthus lutarioriparius
Lineage: Eukaryota; Viridiplantae; Streptophyta; Magnoliopsida; Poales; Poaceae
Source: the annotation of a GenBank genome assembly